Messenger RNA from Cricetulus griseus (Chinese hamster), 2290 nucleotides. The record is from RefSeq and is a predicted model, not a curated record. Lineage: Eukaryota; Metazoa; Chordata; Mammalia; Rodentia; Cricetidae.
ACAGAGGAGCUGGACACUGAAGGGCGCAGUAUUCUAAGCUGGUUUAUUCACUUGGAGUCAUAAAAGGUAACCAGAAAUUCAGGGUGUUAGCGAGGAUGCCCUUUCCUUUCUGCCUUUCGAAACAACAGACCUAAUUUAGUGAUCCUGACUACAGAGCAGUGUGAAGAGUUAAUUACGUUACAUCAGAGAUUUCCGGCGGCGGAUCGGCUUCUAAUGAUAGUUUCAAUAAGUAGUUUUUAACAAAGAGCAGAAACCUCGAGACCCACCCCCUGCUUAGUAAGGAAAGCAAAAUCUGGCCAAGUUCUCCGUCCCAGUACUCCGCGUUGGAAGCCCAACGGUCCCGCCCCUCACGGAGCCGCGUCACUGCGCGUGCGCAAGCUGCUGUCACGCGCCCUGAAGGCGGCCCGGAAGAAAAAAGGCGGGAGCCACCAAUCCCCGGUGGUGUAAAAUGGCGCUGGGAGAUGAGAUGCUGGAAUUCACGCGCAGCUUCUUCCGAGGUUGCCCUGACCUCAGCACGGUUACGCACUCCAUUGUACGACAGAAAUUUUUGACCCAUGUGGGCCGGGAUCACCUUGAACCUGAGGAGAAGCAGGCGUUGAAGCGGCUGGUGGAGGAAGAGCUGCUGAAGAUGCAGGCGGAUGCUGGUACCAGAGAAGGAAAGCUAGACUUUACCAAAGUGAAGAGGUCUCCUGCUCCCUGCAGUGACCCAGAGAGAAAAAGGUCUCGCUUCAAUUCAGAGUCAGAUUCCAGCUCUACAUCAUCCAGUCCAGACUGCUCAGGACCCCCCAGAAAGAACAGCACAACAAAGGAGAAGCCAUGUUUGAAGAGAGCCUUAAAUAAAGCAGUUGAGAGCAAAAAGGAAGAACAGCAAACAGACCUGGUUGUCAAGAUGAGACUAGAGGAGAGCAGUGACGAGGAAGGGGAGGGCUCUGUCAGAUCAAAUAAGGUCUGGGAAGAAGAGGACACUGAGGAAGAUGAUGAUGUGAAAAAAGAACAGAAGGGCAGGUCUAAAAAGAAAGCUGGGGCCAAGAACAAGCAAACACCAAGCAGGGCCUCAGACAAUCAGAAGCAGGUCAGCGAAGAAAGUGAUAGUGAGGAAGAAGCCAUGCAGGGUAGAGCAAAGGUGAGGAAAAGCGCAGGUACUAAACGCCACAAGGAAAGUGAAGACAGCGAGGAGGAGACCCUAGCCAAGAAGAAAGAGCACAGGGAACCCAGACCCAGGAGCAACAAAGGGGAGAGAAUGAGCUAUAAGCAGAAAAACAGGGUUGGGAGGCUAACUGGAGGCUUGGGAGACAGCGAGGAAGAGAAGGAAAGGGGGGCAGUAAGUAGUGGGGACAGCAGCGGGACGGAAGACGAGAGCUCAUCUAAGAGAAAGAGCCAGGACAAGAUUCAGGCUGAGAAUGGGAGAAGGCCGAGUGCAAGCAGUGAGGAUGGGGAAAGCAGCACACAAGAGCUAACAGCUGCUCCAGGCACUGCCAAGACAGGCACAGUAGGCUGCGUUAAUAGUGAGAGUGACAUGGAGAGGGAAGUGAGCGACUCUCGGGCAGGAGAGAGCACCAAAGAGGAAAGGAAGAACCGCUCUUCCAAGAAGAGCUCCAAGAAAGGCAAGGCACGAAGUUCCUCAUCAGAUUCAAGUCCAGAACCCACAAGUCAGAAGGUUGGGUCUCGUCACCGAAGAGAGGACCAUCCAGCUGUGGUGAGACUAAAGCGUUAUAUUCGGGCUUGUGGUGCCCAUCGAAACUACAAGAAGCUGCUGGGUUCCUGUCGCUCCCACAAGGAGUGCCUGAGUGUCCUCAGGGCUGAGCUGGAAGCACUUGGCAUGAAGGGCAAUCCUUCCUUGGAGAAGUGUCGGGCCCUGAAGGAGCAGCGGGAAGAAGCAGCUGAGGUGGCUUCCUUGGAUGUCGCCAAUAUCAUCAGCAGUUCAGGUCGACCGCGAAGACGGAAUGCCUGGAACCCUUCAGGGGAAGGAAUCCCCCCAGGGGAGCUUUAUCGCAGAGCUCUGGACUCAGAAGAGGAGAGGCCACGCCAAGCACCUCCAGACUGGUCUCAUAUGCGGGGCAUCAUCAGCAGUGAUGGUGAGAGUAGCUGAACUCCAUGUCCCAGGAUGGACCUUACCCUGUUAUACAAGAGCCUGUGGCACUGAAGCAGCUUUCAAAAAGACUAUUCCCCCAGGGACCUAUGUUGUUGGCACAGUUCUCAAUUUCAUGCUCUCUAAGGUGGUUUGGGGGGUUUAUGGUUCUUUGUUUGUUUUGGUUUUAGAGUCAAUAAAGUAAUGUUUGUAAUUACUUCA